CGUCUAUUUUAUUCAGGUAGCUCCUGUAUCCUUUCUUUAUUCUUCUUUGGCAUGAGUUCGCAUUGCACAGUUGCUUCUGCACCUGGUAAAGUUCUUCUUGCCGGUGGUUAUCUGGUUUUAGAACAAGCUUAUAGCGGUGUUGUGGUAGGCACUUCAGCAAGAUUCUAUACCGUCAUCCGAUCGGAAAAGUCGCUAGAACCUGCAGGCACCAUUACCGUUCAAUCGCCUCAAUUCAACGCGGCUACUUGGAAAUACAACGCAAUCGCAGACAAAGAAAAAGUAAACUUUCAGUCAAUUACAACAGAAUCCCGAAAUAAGUUUGUUGAGACUUGUUUAUGCUUCACCUUGAAUAUAAUAGCCGCGAAGACAGGCUUAGAACAAUUCAAUAGCUUUUUAAACAAUGGAAUUGAGGUUACAAUUGUUGGUGAUAAUGACUUUUAUUCACAAAGAGCUCAGUUAGAAUCGAAAGGGUUACCAAAUACCGCCAGUGCAUUAGCCUCUCUUAAACCUUUUUGCAAAACUGGUACCACAUUAUCUGCAGUUCACAAAACUGGUUUAGGGAGUUCAGCAGCCCUUACAGUAUCUCUCGUAGCCGCUUUAUUACUUCACUUCAAAGUGAUUACUCCAACACUGAAUACGACAGAAAAGACAUUGGCUCAUAAUGUUGCUCAAUUCGUUCAUUGUUUCGCCCAAGGAAAAGUGGGUAGUGGAUUUGAUGUAUCAUCUGCAAUUUGGGGAAGCCAUCGCUAUAAGAGAUUCAAUCCCUCCAUAUUAUCACCGCUGAUGGAUGAAAAUGUUGAUCCCAAGGUCCUAUCUAAAGCACUUGAUGCAGAUAACCAGAGUUGGGAUAAUGAAGUUGAUCCAUUCAAACUACCACCUGGGUUCGAUUUAAUGUUAGCAGACAUAGAUGCAGGAAGCCAUACACCCACUCUCGUUGGAAAAGUUCUAGCAUGGAAAAAAUUGAAUCCUGAUGAAGCCAAUGCUUUAUGGACUGAAUUGGGAUCAUACAAUUCCAAAGUUGAACAGCAUUUCCGCCGAUUAAACGAGCUAUAUGUGAAAGAUACACAUAUUUACAAUGACACUAUCGAUAAGUGCACAAAUCUGAACUCUACAGACUGGAAUGCAGUGCCUGGCCCCGUUGCUGAAGAAUUGGUCGCCCUAGUCAAUGAUUUUAGCGUUGUUCGUCGACUUUUACAAAAGAUGAGUGAAUUAGCAGAUGUGCCAAUUGAACCUAAAGAGCAGACUAAGCUCUUAGAUGCAUGUACAAACAUACCAGGCGUUGUUAUGGCUGGUGUUCCCGGAGCCGGCGGCUAUGAUGCUAUAUUUUGUAUUGUACUAUCGAACAAAUCCAAAAAACAAAUUUUUGAGCUUUGGGAGUCGUGGAAGGAGCUCACUGUCGGACCACUGCUUUCACGAUCGGAUUCAGAUGGCCUUACUACUGUUGACAUAGAUACAGUUCCCUGUUUAUCUACGAUUCUUUGAGCAUAUCAAAAGAAAAUUUGUUUGUUUUUCGCUCAUUCAAUUUGUUUUUAUAGGAAUAAAGUUUACCUUUUGAACUAAAUUGUGAUAUGCUUAAUUAAACUGUCC
This is a messenger RNA of Mycotypha africana, 1587 nucleotides long. RefSeq names its product Phosphomevalonate kinase. Gene Ontology annotation, molecular function: ATP binding; phosphomevalonate kinase activity. Lineage: Eukaryota; Fungi; Mucoromycota; Mucoromycetes; Mucorales; Mycotyphaceae. Gene Ontology annotation, biological process: ergosterol biosynthetic process; isopentenyl diphosphate biosynthetic process, mevalonate pathway. Gene Ontology annotation, cellular component: peroxisome. The coding region runs from base 52 to 1482 and encodes 476 amino acids. The transcript is spliced from 7 exons. The record is from RefSeq and is a predicted model, not a curated record.